Symbiodinium sp. CCMP2592 is the source of this 786-nucleotide messenger RNA. Lineage: Eukaryota; Dinophyceae; Suessiales; Symbiodiniaceae. The record is from the annotation of a GenBank genome assembly.
AUGCUGAAUACCACGUUGCUACAGCUGCAGCAGGUAGAGCGGCAGAUAUCUCGCCUGCGAGAGUAUGUCCUGGAGCACAGGCGACUGGAGGCUUGUGACAAUGAAGUCCAGCGCGGACGAUUCGGCAUUACUAGCGAGGCUGAGGCAGUCGUGGCCGCAGCCAGUGCUUUCACGGCAUACGCCGAGGCAGCACAACCGCAAGACCGUGCAGCAGCAGGGCAGCCUGCAGAAGCUGCGCCGGAAGCAGGGCAAGACGCGGCUGCAGCACAAAGGCCACUCCACCGACGGAGGCUCUCACUGCUCUUCAAGGUUGGUAUGGUCAUGAUUCUGCUGGAGGUUAGGACGGGAUGGUACUUCUUGUAUAUUCUGCUUGCACUGGUCUACCUAGGUGGAAUGUUCGACUCGUGGAUAGAGUGGUUCCAGAACUUAGCAAAUGCACAAGUCACACUCGAGCACCAGCUGAAUGCUCUGCGCAGGGAGCAGCAGGCCAACGAAGCCGCAGCCGGCGUACCUGCAGAAGCUGCCGGCGAGUCGUCCGAAGGCAGGCAAGCACACACUCCCGAGCCGGACUCGAGCAAUGCGGGACACAGGCAAGCAGAAGAAGGAGAAGCUCCACGGCCCGACGAUGCCAACAGCGCACCGGAUGCACCAGCAGAUGCACCUGCAGCACCUGCAGCACCUGCAGCACCGCCGCCGCCUUAUUGGCAGAGAUUUAUCUACCAACUCUUCGUUAUGUUCUUUCUCACCCUGCUUCCCUGGUGGAACCCAAACCCACGGUUCCUGUGA